Messenger RNA from Rhagoletis pomonella (apple maggot), 1646 nucleotides. Its product is annotated as FACT complex subunit SSRP1. The record is from RefSeq and is a predicted model, not a curated record. Bases 141 to 1499 code for a protein of 452 amino acids. NCBI's taxonomy places the organism in Eukaryota, Metazoa, Arthropoda, Insecta, Diptera, Tephritidae. The transcript is spliced from 3 exons.
AGGAAGUUCGAAAGAUUCAAUAAAUUUUUGUAGAGAAAAACCCGAUUAUUCUAAUCCCAUUCCUACUUGCUGAAAGCAACGAAGUUGGAACAAAAACAAAUCACAAAAAAUCAAAAUUCCAAAUUUUAGCUCGAAUAGCAAUGGAAACGCCUCAGAAUUCCACCGCUAGCAAAGAGUUUGAGGUGACUGGUGUGUCUCGUAGUGGACGCGUACGCAAAAAAUCAUCCAAACUGCUCGACUUUCAGUCACCAGAUGAAGUGGAGAAGAAACUGAAAAGAGCGGCAAAACCCCCGGCGCGUAACGGCAAUGUUCGUGGCAGAAACACUUUGGGUAGUGUUGGGCGGCCAGCACGUAGACCCAACCUGAAUAUUAGGAGCGAGUUGGGUGGUGGUGAUAUGAGUGAUUUAGCUGAAGACGAUAAUGAAUUGCAUGAUGACAUGAGCGAUAAUGAAACAGAUGGUGAAAAUUUUGGUGAUAUAAAUACCCCACCAGGUGAUUCGGAUGAAGAUCUCAAGGAGUUAGUUGCUGGCAUUGUCGAUGCUGAAGGCAUCGAUAGCAACGGAAAUCCAGAGUCAAAAGUGCGCCAAAGUUUGUAUAUGACUGAAAAAGCAAAUAAGCGGAGAGUAUUGAAAGACGGUCGAGUUGUUACGGGGAAGGUAGAGCGCAAGGACAAGGGUAAAACACGCUAUACAGCGUACAGCAUGUGGGCACGUGAGCUACGAAAAUCUGGCAAAUUAGGCAAAGGACAAGAUUUAGAUUUUUCAAAUACCGCCAAACGUCUCGGAGAAUUAUGGGCGAACGUUUCAAAUAAAGAGAAAGAUUCGUGGAGACGUAAAGCCAAAAUUCAAGCUACGAAAGCGAAAUCAAGGGAUAGUGUAGUUACGGUCCCCACUAAUCCUUAUAUGUCGUAUUUUAAACCUACCACGAGUCGCACCAAAAAGAUGGCUGAAGACGGACAACAGUCGCCACAAUCAGUUACAACAUUAGCAACUAUGAGGGCGAAGCCGCGCGGUAAUUCUCUAUCCAUAGCUGACAACGUCGGCGGUUCACCAACCUCUGGUUUGACAGCAAAACGCAGACGAAAUAAUAGUAGUAAUCGUGGCAGUAUGGUAGCAGGCAACAACAACCUUUCCUCACCUGCGCUUCACACCAACAAUAUCGGCGCAAACAAUUUAGCAGGCAUCACGUCAGUCACUUCACAUAACACAAAUUUGCACAAUAGGAAGACGGCACUGCCAAACAUAGAACCUAUUGAUACAGCCGCGCAUCUCAAGCUGCUCGGUGAAAGUCUUACUAUAAUCGGUGAGCGCCUUAAGGAGCAUGAGGGGCAAAUUGCUGUGUCUGGUAGCCUUUCCGUGCUGCUGGACAGUCUGCUUUGCUCGCUGGGUCCGCUUCUGUGCCUGACUACACGCAUACCUGGUUUGGAAAAAAAGCCCCAAUUGAGCGAGAACUUAUCGGUGACAUUGGAUAAUAUUGCGUAUGUUAUGCCGGGUCUUUAGUCUGCUAAAUUUCGAUUGGAUAGAUGUAUUUUAUUUGCUAAUAUAGUUGAUCUUUUCUUAGCUAGUAAGUAAUGCACGUAUCAAGCAAGUGUUGUGAGAAUGUAGAAGAAAUAAAACUUUGUAUGUAGGUUUUGACUUACAAAUGCA